AGCUGUGCAGGAUCCUACUCCAGCUCAGUGUUGUCCAACUUCGUGGCAGCCUUGAAAGCCUGGCACCUCCUGCAUGGCAGAGAAUGGAGAAUCAACCCCCAAGAGUUAAAAUCCACAUUAAAUGGAGCAGCAAUGUGCGCACCUGAGCGAAGAAUUUGUUUACUGAUCCUCACCCCAGUUUGCAAAAUUUUGCAGCAGGUCUCAUUCGCGAAUGUUUAUCAAGUGACCCCGAAGAGUCAGUUCACAUACUUUAUUGAAGUUGGAGGUGGGGGAAAGUAUUAA
Suillus discolor is the source of this 282-nucleotide messenger RNA. RefSeq lists its product as uncharacterized. The transcript has a single exon. Lineage: Eukaryota; Fungi; Basidiomycota; Agaricomycetes; Boletales; Suillaceae. The record is from RefSeq and is a predicted model, not a curated record. The annotation marks the transcript as partial.